Messenger RNA from Penicillium arizonense, 333 nucleotides. RefSeq lists its product as uncharacterized. Gene Ontology annotation, molecular function: mannosyl-oligosaccharide 1,2-alpha-mannosidase activity; calcium ion binding. The record is from RefSeq and is a predicted model, not a curated record. The coding region runs from base 1 to 333 and encodes 110 amino acids. The transcript is spliced from 2 exons. Gene Ontology annotation, cellular component: endoplasmic reticulum; Golgi membrane. Gene Ontology annotation, biological process: N-glycan processing; carbohydrate metabolic process. Lineage: Eukaryota; Fungi; Ascomycota; Eurotiomycetes; Eurotiales; Aspergillaceae.
AUGUCCGACUUCCGGUAUUUCCCCGCAUGGCUAAAUCGGCAUAUGGUAUGCAUACCGCAUUACGGGGAUACCCGUUGGCAAGAAUAUAACUGGGAGAUCUUCCAGGCGCUGGACACCCAUCGCUCUGCCGCUGUACCGUACGCUGAGAUCUCCGAUGUGAAUGCUCCUGGAGGUGGGGAAUUGGUCAAUCUGGUUUCGAGCUUCUAUUUCGUCGAGGUGCUCAAGUACCUGUAUCUUUCAUUCACCGAGACGGGUGUUCUUAGUUUGGAUGAGUGGGUGUCCAACACCGAGAGUCACCCCUAUCUCAUUCAAAGCAAGUACGCAUCCUCUUAG